AUGGCGCGACAGACUGCCGAAGCCGGGAUGGUCAAAGGUGCAAAAGUUAAAAAGCAAAGAAAGAAGAAAAACAAGGAGAACAAAACAAGAAUCGUCCACGCAAACAUACUGUAUGACCAUUCCAAAGGAGAGGAAAAUCCCAAUCGACACUAUGCAAACAAUAAGAUAAAAACGACAAAAUACACGGUUCUGUCUUUUCUGCCGAAGAAUCUUUUUGAGCAGUUCCACAGGUUUGCCAAUGUUUACUUUGUUUUCAUCGCCUUGCUGAAUUUUGUGCCGGUUGUCAAUGCAUUUCAACCAGAACUUGCAUUGGCGCCGGUAGUCUUCAUUUUAUCUGUCACUGCCAUCAAAGAUCUAUGGGAGGACUACAGAAGACACAGAUCGGAUAAAGAAAUAAAUCACAUGGACUGUCUAGUCUACAGCAGACUGGAAAGACGCUAUGUGGAGAAAUACUGGAAGGAGGUGCGGGUGGGAGAUUUCAUCAGGCUGCGUUGUAAUGAGAUCCUUCCAGCCGAUGUUCUGUUGCUGAGCUCCAGUGACCCGGAUCGCUUGUGCCACAUUGAGACUGCCACGCUGGACGGAGAGACCAACCUGAAGCAGAGGCAGGUCGUCCGCAGCUUCUUUGACCUGGACUGUGACUUUGACCCUUUAAAGUACAACUCCAUCAUUGAAUGUGAAAAGCCCAACAAUGAUUUGAAUAGAUUCAGGGGUUACAUAAUCCAUCGAAGCGGCAGAAGAGAUGGACUGUACAAAGAAAACCUACUGCUGAGAGGUUGUACCAUUCGCAACACGGAGGAGGCACUGGGAAUAGUCAUCUACGCAGGUCAUGAGACGAAAGCCAUGCUGAACAACAAUGGCCCACGCUACAAGCGCAGUAAAUUGGAGAGGCAAAUGAACGUAGAUGUGUUCUGGUGUGUCAUCAUCCUGUUGGUCAUGUGCCUGUUUGCUGCCAUCGGUCAUGGGCUAUGGAUGUUUCAGUAUGGAGAUAAGAGGCCUGUAUUUGACGUUCUUAGUCCUGAAGGGACUGACUUAUCACCUGUCUUAUCGGCUGUUUAUCUCUUCCUCACUAUGAUCAUCGUCUUUCAGGUGUUGAUACCCAUCUCCCUUUUUGUGUCAAUUGAGAUUGUCAAGAUCUGCCAAGUGUACUUCAUCCAUCAGGAUAUGGAUCUAUACGACGAGGAGACAGAUUCUCACCUGCAGUGCAGGGCUCUUAAUAUCACUGAGGAUCUUGGCCAGAUGCAAUAUAUCUUCUCUGACAAGACAGGCACUCUGACAGAGAACAAGAUGGUAUUCCGGCGCUGUACUGUGGCUGGGGUGGAGUACUCCCAUGAUGCCAAUGCUAGGAGACUGGCUAUGUACCAAGAGGUGGAUUCUGAGGAGGAAGAGUGCAUGUCCCAUGGUGGCACCCUGCCAAGAAGGGAUAGCGUGACUAGCCACCAGAGUGCCAGGGUGGUACUGCGCUCCCAGAGCACCAAGUCCCACCGCAGGACAGGCAGCAGGGCCGAGGCAAAACGAGCCAGUAUCCUGUCCAAGCACACAGCUUUCAGCAGCCCCAUGGAGAAAGAUAUUACCCCUGACCCUCAGCUCCUAGAUAAAGUCAAUGAAUGCAGCAGCCAAAUGGACUUCAUGCGUUUCCACAGCCAGCCUAUAUCACAACUGCCUACUGACCUCUCAGACAUCAUGGAUUUCUUCAUAGCCCUCACUAUCUGCAACACUGUGGUGGUGUCAUCGCCCAACCAACCCAGGCAGAAGGUCAGGAUGAGAUUUGAGCUUAAGUCCCCAGUGAAAACCUUUGAGGACUUUAUCAAACGCUUCACCCCCAGCCGACUAACAUCCGGCUCCAACAACAGCAGUUCCUCCAGCCUCAUCACCAACCGCUCCUCCAACAGAGGCUGCUCUAGUGCUCUGUCCUCCCCUUCGGCUGAGAGCACCCUCACCAAGCUGGAUGAGGUGCGGCCUGCUGGGGGCUUAGAGAAUGCCUUCAGUCCCACCCCCCCUUGUUAUGAAGGCAAAACAUGGGCCAUGGAGGAAGGUGAGUUGCGCUAUGAAGCUGAGUCACCUGAUGAGGCUGCUUUGGUUUAUGCCGCCAGGGCCUAUAAGUGCUCCCUUGUGGGACGCCUGCCUGACCAGGUGACUGUGGAACUGCCCCAUUUGGGCAAGCUGAACUUUGAGCUACUGCACACGCUGGGCUUCGACUCCACCAGGAAACGCAUGUCUGUGGUGGUUAGACACCCUCUGACUGACCAGAUCACUGUCUAUACGAAAGGAGCAGACUCUGUCAUCAUGGACCUCAUUAAACCCCCUGCGACAGAUCAUUCCAAAGGGAGACAGCAAAGAAAGGUUCUCUACAAGACACAAAAUUACCUGAACCUUUAUGCUGCAGAUGGCCUCCGAACACUAUGCAUUGCCAAAAAGAUUCUGAGUAAGGAUGAAUAUGCAGGCUGGCUGCAAUGCCAUCUGGAGGCAGAGACAGCCAUCCAGGGGAGAGAGGAAUUACUCUUUCAGUCAGCUCUGCGACUGGAGACAAACCUCCAACUUCUGGGAGCCACCGGCAUUGAGGACAGGCUACAGGAUGGUGUGCCCGAAACCAUAGCCUCGCUGCGGAAGGCGGGGCUGCAGAUAUGGGUACUGACAGGUGACAAACAGGAGACCGCUGUCAAUAUUGCUUAUGCCUGCAAGCUGCUGGACCCCGAGGAGGAAAUCAUCACCCUUAACGCUGAUUCCCAGGAGGCAUGUGCAUUGCUGCUGGAGGAGAGUUUACACUACAUCCAAGCCAAAUUCCUCUGCGGCUCUGCGGACCAGGCUGCCAAGGCCUUCCACAGUGAUUUUGCGGCCUUUGAGAUCUACACUUCCUCAUCUCCCAACUCCUCUACCCACACGGCUUCCUUCAUGGUACACCGGCUGGGCUUGGUGAUUGAUGGGAGGACCUUGGCGUAUGCCCUGGAUAAAAGCCUGGAGGAUAAGUUUCUAGCUGUCGCUCGGAGCUGCCGGUCAGUGCUUUGCUGCCGCUCCACACCGCUGCAGAAGAGCAUGGUGGUCAAACUGGUGCGAAACAAGUUGAAGGUCAUGACUCUGGCGAUAGGUGAUGGCGCUAAUGAUGUCAGCAUGAUCCAGGUGGCUGACGUGGGUGUGGGGAUCUCAGGACAGGAAGGCAUGCAGGCAGUGAUGGCGAGUGACUUUGCUCUUCCACGAUUUCAGUACCUACAGAAGCUUCUGCUGGUCCAUGGCCACUGGUGCUACUCUCGACUGGCUAACAUGAUUCUGUACUUCUUUUACAAGAAUGCUAUGUUUGUAGCCCUUAUCUUCUGGUAUCAGUUCUACUGUGGAUUCUCAGGUUCAGCCAUGAUUGACCAAUGGUAUCUUAUCUUCUUCAACCUGAUGUUUUCUGCCUUCCCACAACUCAUCACUGGCACACUGGACAAAGAUGUGUCAGCAGAGACUCUCCAGCAACUACCUCAACUCUACAUGAAUGGGCAGAACUCAGAGGAAUACAAGCCAUAUAUGUUCUGGAUGAAUAUGAUCGAUGCCUUCUACCAAAGCCUGGUCUGUUUCUUCAUUCCUUACUUUGCCUAUGCUGACUCUGAUGUGGAUAUGUUUACAUGGGGAACUCCCAUUACUACCAUAGCCUUGUUCACCAUACUGGUACACUUGGGCAUUGAAACCAAAACCUGGACCUGGAUAAACUGGGUUUCUAUUACCUUCAGCAUAGCCUUGUUCUUCACGGUGGCUCUGUGUUAUAAUGGCUCCUGUCCAACCUGCUACUCCCCCUCCAACCCUUACUGGACCAUGCAAAGGCUGCUUCAAGAUCCCAUGUUCUACCUGCUCUGUGGCAUCACCCCUGUCACAUCAAUUUUGCCCAGAUACUUCUACAGGGCGUGUCAAGGCAUCCUGUUCCCCAGCUCUGUCCAAGUUGGAAGGCAGUUGGAUAAACUCCCUGGCGAAACUCGCAGGAACAUCCUUAGCCUGAGCAGGAUCAAGGUGGGGUCACAGCUUGGCCUUAAGCCUUCUUUCCUGUCCUUCAUCAAGCCUGCCCCAAAAGGUUGCAGUCAAAGAGGCCAACAGAGCUUUACCAACUCUAAGACACCACAGGGUUGUCAGGGGUCAGCCUUACGAGUGGAUGAUGCCAGCAAUCCCCAUUGCAAGGGCCAGAGGAGUCCACCGGUGUUCAGAGACAGUGAAAAUGGCCCCCCAGAUCCCUACACUUUAACUUCUACAGAAACAGACACUCUUCCUUACACCAAAGAAGCUCCUCAGCUCAUGCAGGAGUCCCAACCAACUCCCACCAAGGACUCUGAAUGUCUUGAUAAGGCUUUCGAUCCAUCAGAUCUGAGCCUGUCCCGCUGGGUCACCUCUACCCCAGUCCUCACACAAAAGGAUAGUGUACAACUGACAUUGCCCCCUACUGGGGGGUCCCAGUGUGUCACCUACACGAGGAACCCAGAGUUGAAAUCGAGGCAUGAUCACACCGAUCACCCCACACUGAGGACAGAAGAGCAGGUUGUAAACCGUUCCAAAGAGCACUCGCUCCAAACUAUCUUAUGA
Molecule: messenger RNA, 4542 nt
Organism: Lampris incognitus (smalleye Pacific opah)
Lineage: Eukaryota; Metazoa; Chordata; Actinopteri; Lampriformes; Lampridae
Gene: atp10a
Product: ATPase phospholipid transporting 10A
Exons: 21
Coding region: 1-4542 (1513 amino acids)
Biological process (GO): phospholipid translocation
Cellular component (GO): plasma membrane
Molecular function (GO): ATP hydrolysis activity; ATP binding; magnesium ion binding
Source: RefSeq, a predicted model, not a curated record